CUACUCACCACGGUAAACUGCAACACAACAGAGUCAAUUCGAGUCAAUUGUUCGAUAGAUAUACAUAAUGGCGUCUAAUAAUGAUGUCUACCAAACGCCUCUCAACUCGCGUUAUUCGAGCAAUGAGAUGAAAUAUCUCUUUUCUCCUCGCAAUCGUUUCUCAACGUGGCGAUCAUUGUGGCUAUGGCUCGCUGAAGCCGAGAAGGAACUUGGCCUCCCCAUCAGCGACGAAGCAAUCUCCCAAAUGAAAGCGCACCUCAUCAUCCAAGACGACGAAUUUGCCGUUGCUGCCGAAGAAGAGAAACGCAGACGCCACGAUGUAAUGGCCCACGUCAAGGCCUUUGGCGAUGUUGCCCCUGCAGCUAGUGGAAUGAUCCACGUCGGCGCAACCAGCUGCUUUGUGACUGAUAACGCGGAUUUGAUUUUUUUGCGGGAUGGAUUGGAUAUUUUGAUUCCUAAGCUGGCGACUGUUAUUGAUAAACUUGCGGCGUUUGCGAAGGAGUAUAAGGAUCUUCCUUGUUUGGGGUUUACGCAUGGUCAGCCGGCUCAGUUGGUUACUGUUGGUAAACGAGCUGCUCUUUGGCUUCAGGAUCUUUUGAUGGAUCUUCGUAAUCUGGAGAGAGCCAGGAAGGAUCUCCGAUUCCGUGGUGUCAAGGGUACCACCGGUACCCAAGCAUCUUUCCUACAAAUCUUCAAUGGAGACCACGCCAAAGUCGAAAAACUCGACGAACUUGUCACUCAAAAAGCCGGCUUUGAGUCUGCGUUCAUUAUUUCCGGUCAAACAUACUCUCGCAAAAUCGACGUUGACGUCGCUAAUGCCCUGGGUUCAUUCGGAUCUACCUGUGAGCGUAUUGGAGGUGAUAUCCGUCAUCUCGCUAUGCUCAAGGAAGUAGAGGAGCCAUUUGAGAAGGAUCAGAUUGGAAGUAGUGCAAUGGCGUACAAGAGAAAUCCCAUGCGAUCUGAGCGUUUGUGCUCACUGGGAAGACAUCUCCAGAAUCUUCCCAAGGAUGCUUUGGAUACUUAUUCCGCGCAAUGGUUUGAGCGUUCUUUGGAUGACAGCGCUAUCCGACGCAUCAGUCUCCCAGAACUUUACCUCUGUGCAGAUGCUUGCUUGAUUCUUCUGAACAACGUCACAUCCGGCUUCGUCGUAUAUCCCGAAGUCAUCAGACGUCGAGUCCAGGAAGAACUUCCCUUCAUGGCUACUGAAAACAUAAUCAUGGCCUGCGUCGCAAAAGGCCUCUCCCGCCAAGACGCCCACGAAGAAAUUCGAGUCCUCUCCCACCAAGCAUCCGACAAUGUCAAAAAACAAGGAAAAUCAAACGAUCUAAUCGACCGUAUCCGUCGUACCGAAUUCUUUGCUCCUAUUAUCCCGCAACUCGACUCACUGCUUGAUCCCGCGACAUUUAUUGGUCGUGCACCGCAACAAGUUGAGAAGUUUGUGGCGACGGAGGUUGAGGAGGUCCUUAGACCUUAUAGGGAGAAGCUAGUGGUGGAUGUUGCGGAGUUGCAUGUUUAGUCCCUAAGAGAGUCUUUCUUUUUGGUGUGGGGGGGAGAAGAUAGAGGGAGGGAGAACGGUGGGAAAAAAAGAGGAUAUUUUAACCUAGAUUUUUACAUUGUGUAUUCGUCGGGUAUUUUGUGCUGUUUUAGUGCUGAAAGUAAUGAUAUGAUCUAUGAAUCUGG
Molecule: messenger RNA, 1680 nt
Organism: Talaromyces stipitatus ATCC 10500
Lineage: Eukaryota; Fungi; Ascomycota; Eurotiomycetes; Eurotiales; Trichocomaceae
Product: adenylosuccinate lyase Ade13, putative
Exons: 10
Coding region: 68-1516 (482 amino acids)
Biological process (GO): 'de novo' AMP biosynthetic process
Cellular component (GO): cytosol
Molecular function (GO): N6-(1,2-dicarboxyethyl)AMP AMP-lyase (fumarate-forming) activity; (S)-2-(5-amino-1-(5-phospho-D-ribosyl)imidazole-4-carboxamido) succinate lyase (fumarate-forming) activity
Source: RefSeq, a predicted model, not a curated record